Messenger RNA from Trichophyton rubrum CBS 118892, 735 nucleotides. RefSeq lists its product as uncharacterized. The transcript is spliced from 3 exons. The coding region runs from base 1 to 735 and encodes 244 amino acids. The record is from RefSeq and is a predicted model, not a curated record. Gene Ontology annotation, biological process: kinetochore assembly. NCBI's taxonomy places the organism in Eukaryota, Fungi, Ascomycota, Eurotiomycetes, Onygenales, Arthrodermataceae. Gene Ontology annotation, cellular component: kinetochore.
AUGGCUCAGAGCAACAGAGAUGGGAUGGAGAGCUUGGAGGCGUCUACAAGGGCUCUUCUGGAUAUCGCGACUCAAGAUGAAACAGCAGAGAGCUUCUCGUUCUCACAGAAAGAAACCGAGAUUUUAGAGCUCUACGACCGUGUCUUUGAACUGAAACUGGAAGAAGCACUGUUGAAUCAUGAACUCCCUGAAGACACACAAGUAGAAGAUAUAGACGUGAAACUAGCAGAGGCAGAGCGCGAAUUGCUCGAGGUUAGGGCAAGGGUCUCGGUUCAGAGAAAGGUCGUCGAAAGCGUUCUCAUGACUGAGCCUAGCCUGCAGGCAGUUCACUCAGCGCCUUCAUCACCGCUUGACAGGGCCCUUCUUCGGCUUAUCAACAAGCGAGAUAUUUUAUCACUCGCCUAUGAGAAUAUGCUGACCACAUAUACUACCUGUAUUCGAAAGCUAUCCAGUACUGAAGUCUCCAAUAUCCAAAAUAUCAAACAGAAUCAGGAGCUGGUCCAGUCCCUGCUUAAGCUGACUAACAGUGAGAAGUCAGCGGAUGAGGAGAUACCAGACCUUGAGCUGAAGGAGGAACUAAACAGCUUGAAAUCUGAGAACAAACAGAAAAAGGCCCAGUGGACGCGCAUAAAGCGCAUAGUGAGUGCUUCUGUCGCUGCUAGCGGAGUCGACUGGGCCAGCGAUGAGAAGCUUGAAAGACUUGUCCUUGAUGAUGAUGAAUUUGAUGACAUCUGA